AUGAACGGCCUUCCUCCGCGACCAGGUCUCUGGCAGGAGGCCAAAAGCCCCGAUGGACGGGUAUACUUUUACAAUACGCAGACCAAGGCGACACAAUGGACGAAACCGGAGGAUCUGAUGACCCCCGCGGAGCGCGCUCUCCAGAGUCAGCCAUGGAAGGAGUAUAGCAGUGAAGGCGGCAAGAAAUAUUGGUACAAUACCGAGUCGAAACAGAGUACAUGGGAAAUGCCCGAAGUCUACAAGAAUGCUCUUGCGCAAUCUCAAGAUCAGCUCCCGCAGCGACCACCUCCCCCUGCAUUUGUCGCUGGGGGCAUGGCCGCGUACUCCCCUGCCCCUACCAGAGACCGCGAUCCGAGAGACCGUGACCACAGAGACCGCGAUGAUAGUUAUCAACAAGACCGUCCAGGGCCUGACCGCUACUCCUCCUACAACGAGCCACAUCGAUCUAGCUUCGCUCCCUCCAGCGAUGAGCCAUACUACGGGACCCCCGACGAAGCCGAGAGCGCGUUCUUCAAGCUCCUUCGCCGAAGCGGCGUUCAACCCGACUGGACAUGGACACAGAUGGUUCGCGCCUGCGCGAAAGACCCCCAGUAUCGUGCGAUCAAGGAUCCGAAAGACCGCAAGGUUGCGUUCGAGAAGUUCGUCACCGAAGUCCGCACGCAAGAGAAGGAGCGCGAGAAGGAACGACAAGCGAAGGUCCGCGCCGACUUCAUCAAUAUGCUGAAGAGCCAUCCCGAGAUCAAGUACUACACUAGGUGGAAGUCGAUCCGUCCGAUUAUCGAGGGCGAGACUGCAUUCAGGGCAGCGAAAUCCGAGGACGAGCGGACUGCGCUGUUCAAUGAAUACCGCGACGAGUUGUGGAAAUCGCAUUCAAUCGAGGAAGAAACCCUACGCAAGACAGGUCUCAACCAGUUGACGGAGAUGCUCAAAGUCAUGGUGGUAGAUCCGUAUACAAGGUGGUUAGAAGCCCACAAUAAGCUCCAAGAGAAUCAUCGAUUCAAAUCCGAGCCGGCGUUGGGGGCGCUCAAUACGUUGGAUGUCAUGAAAUCAUUCGAGAACCACAUCAAGUCGCUUGAGCGGAAUCACAACGAAGCUCGCCAGAAAGAGAAGCAAAAGAAAUAUCGAACAGAGCGCCAGAAUCGAGAUAAGUUCAUCGCGCUGCUUAACGAGCUUAAGCGGGCAGGUAAGAUCAAGGCUGGCAAGUCCUGGUCCAGCAUCCAUCCACUAGUCGAGAAAGACCCACGAUUCGAUGCGAUCCUUGGUCAGAGCGGCUCCGGCCCUCUUGAGCUAUUCUGGGAUAUUGUCGAAGAAGAAGAGCGCCUCUACCGCGCCCGACGCAACGAUGUGUUGGAUCUUCUCGACGAUCGACAAUUCGAGAUCACUCAGAAGACAACACUGGCCGAGUUCACCCACCUCCUCUCUGCCGAUCGCCGAACCGCUUCCAUCGAUCCCGACAUCGCAUCCCUCAUCUUCAACCGCCUGCGCGACAAAGUGGUCAAACGCGCCGAAGACAACAAGUUCACCGCCGAGCGGCAACAACGCAAAGCUGUCGACGCGUUACGCUCACGCAUCAAGCGCCUCGCCGACCCUCCCGUCACCGCCACCGACACCUGGGACCUGGUCCGACCCCGCCUCGAAAAAUCCGACGAGUUCCGCGCCCUCGACUCCGACGAGCUCCGCAAGAGCGCCUUUGAGAAAGUUGUCCGCCGCCUCAAAGAGCGCGACGAGGAUCACGAAAAGGAGAAAGAACGCUCCAAGCGCGACAAGGACCACCGCCGCGAUGACCGCGAUCGCGACCGAGGCGACCGCGACCGAGGAGACCGAUAUCGCGGCGAACGCAACGGCUACCCCUCCCGCCGCCACCGCACCCGCAGCCCCGACCACGACCCCUACGAAGCCGACCGCCGCAAAGCGCAAGCGGACCGCGAGCGGCAGUACCGCAAAUCCAGCGCCGGGGUGUCGCCGCCGCCACCGCCGCGGAGCACGCGCGACCGCGACGAUCGGGGCCGGCGGGUGAGCGGCGGGGGCCACUAUGAUCGGGAAAGGAGGGAACGGGAGGCGGAGCGGGAGCGGCUGUAUGUCAACCGGGGGGAUCCAAGGGAGCGGAGCAGUGAGUUGGAUUAUGGGGAUUCGCGGUCGGGGAGCGUGCGGAGGAGGAGGGAAAGCGAUGCGGAGAGUUUGGGGAGUCGGCGGGAGGUGAAGGUGAGUGGCAUUCCCGGAUUUUUUUUCCCGCGAGUUUCUAGAGAGGGUGGGCUGACGUGCUGGAAAUAGCGAACACGACGCGAGCAUGAGGUUCGCGAACCGGCGCUCUCCCCGCGCGAGUCGAAGAACCCGCGGAGGUCGCGGACGAGA
Messenger RNA from Eremomyces bilateralis CBS 781.70, 2352 nucleotides. RefSeq lists its product as uncharacterized. Gene Ontology annotation, molecular function: protein binding; RNA binding. Bases 1 to 2271 code for a protein of 756 amino acids. Gene Ontology annotation, cellular component: U1 snRNP; U2-type prespliceosome. The record is from RefSeq and is a predicted model, not a curated record. Gene Ontology annotation, biological process: mRNA cis splicing, via spliceosome. The transcript has 3 exons. NCBI's taxonomy places the organism in Eukaryota, Fungi, Ascomycota, Dothideomycetes, Eremomycetales, Eremomycetaceae.